Molecule: messenger RNA, 979 nt
Organism: Cylicocyclus nassatus
Lineage: Eukaryota; Metazoa; Nematoda; Chromadorea; Rhabditida; Strongylidae
Source: the annotation of a GenBank genome assembly
CGACUAAACAAUGCGGGAGAAGAGCCUAGUGGUGGUGGCUUCCGUCGGUGCCGUUCUAGCUAUGAUAACUUGCACAAUCGUGAUUCCAGCUCUGUGCAAGGAGAUCAAUGAAAUCCACGAAAUGGUUCUCGCUGGUGUAGCUGCCUUUCGCACGGAAACCGACUCAGCAUGGAUAGAGAUUAUGGAUGUGCAGCUGAUGAUCUCUCCAGAAAUGAAGCGCCCUGAGAAUCCCUUUGAUUCAAUAUUCCGACGUAAAAGGCAACAGCUUCCUCCAUGGUGCGUCUGCGAGAUUACGCCCGUCAUGUGCCCACCUGGGCCACCCGGACCACCUGGGCCUCCAGGAGCGCCAGGAAUGCCUGGAAUGCCAGGACCCCCGGGUAACGAUGACAUGACAGUUUAUCAACCAAUUCAGUGUCCACCUCCAGAUCCUUCUUGCAUCAAAUGUCCGCCGGGGCCAAUGGGAGAACCCGGGCCACCCGGUCCGCCAGGUCCACCUGGACAGAUGGGCCGACCUGGUGAACCAGGACGAAAAGGCAACAAUGGUAUACCUGGUCCUUUAGGCCCACCUGGCGACAUUGGUCCUCCUGGUCCACGUGGACCUCCAGGAAUGCCAGGUGUGAAGGGCCAAGACGGAAGACGAGGAAAAGGAAUGCCUGGACCAGCCGGACCGCCAGGUCCACCCGGAUCACAAGGAAAACCUGGUCCUGUUGGUGCAGCCGGUAUGCCUGGAGCCCCGGGUCGUCAGGGUCCUCCUGGGCAAGAUGGUCCACCAGGAAUGCGAGGAAAUGACGGCCAACCAGGUAAACCUGGAUCGCGCGGGCUUCCAGGUAAAGAUGCUCACUACUGUCCAUGUCCUGCUCGCGGUCCCGUGGGAGCUGUUGCCUCCCCGCCAGCUCCGUAUGCGGCACCACCAGAACCUAUUGUUACGGAAGCUCCUGAGUAUGGGAAAAAAGCUGCAAAAAGAAAAAGCAAGAAGAAG